Molecule: messenger RNA, 576 nt
Organism: Fusarium keratoplasticum
Lineage: Eukaryota; Fungi; Ascomycota; Sordariomycetes; Hypocreales; Nectriaceae
Product: SnoaL-like domain-containing protein
Exons: 3
Coding region: 1-576 (191 amino acids)
Source: RefSeq, a predicted model, not a curated record
AUGGACAAGAACGGCUUUGUUAAAGAUGAUGCCGCCUACAGUGAUGCGAGCAAGGCGUUGACUUUCUUACACAUGCCACCGACCGAGUACCACAACCCAAGCCUUGCCAAGGAAGAGCAGGAGGUGACUGACCAGCUCUACCGUGGCUGGCUGCAUUACUGGAACCAUGAGUCGCGCCAGGACUUUGCCAACGGCAUGAACGGAGCACGCCGCUUCUAUGACUUCGAAGACAUGCUUAGCUAUGACAUGUUUGGCAACACCAUCCGAGGCAGCUUCAAGGAGCACUUUGAAUCCAUCUUCCCCUACUGGAACGAUGGGCACAUGGAGUACAAGGACUUUGAAGUCACUGCCCUGUCCAAGGAGUAUGCCUUCUCCACCAUGAUCCAACACACCUGGGGUACUGCCGGUGGGGUGCCGUUCGACACGGCUUUCAGGAGGACUGGGAUCGCGAGGAAGAAUAGCCAAGGCGAGUGGAAGUGGAUUCAUGAGCAUCUGAGCUUCCCCACCGAUAUGAAAACCAAGCAAGCCGACUUCACAGCCUCGCUCGACCCAGUCAAGGCGACCAAGCUGGCGUAG